AUGGAAAGCUGCGUGGAGCUGCGCGCCCUGCCCCUGGCCGAGGAGCCGCUCCAGAUGGGGGGCCUGAACAAGCGCCUGGAGGCCUACCUGGCCCGCGUGAAGUUCCUGGAGGAGGAGAACGAGGCGCUGAAGGCGCAGCUGCGGCCCCUGCGCGGCGGCCCGCCCGACGGCGCCUGGCGCGGCCAGUGCGAGGAGGAGCUGGCCGCCCUGCGCGCCGCCCUGGAGGAGGCCUGCAGCCAGAAGCACGCGGCCGAGCUGGCCCGCGCCGGCCUGCAGGACGAGGCCCGGCAGGUGCGCGGCAGGUGCCAGCGCGAGCGGGCGGCGCGCGAGGAGGCCCGCAGGCUGCUGGCCGCCGGCAGGCAGGCGCUGGAGGAGGAGAAGCGCGGCCACCUCUGGCUGCGGGAGAGAGCCGCCCAGCUGCAGACGGAGCUCCGCGCCCUGGCCGAGGCCCACGAGGAGGAGCGGGCGGCGCUGGCCCGCGAGGUGGCGGCCGGCGUCCCCCGCAGCCCGCAGAGCCUCCGCCGCGCGCCCCGGGCCGCCCGGCCGCUGGGGCUGGGGCUGGAGGCGGAGGCGGAGGACUACGGCCAGAGGCUGGCCGGCGCCUGGCGAGGGGCCGUGGAGACCUACCAGGCCGAGGUCUCGCAGCUGGAGGCCGCCUUGCGCCAGAGCGCCCAGAGCCUCGGGAAGGCCGCCGAGGGCAACCGGCAGGACCAGCUGCAGCUGCAGCGCCUGGAGAGGGACCUGGCCGGCCUCCGGGGGCGCAAGGAGGCCCUGGAGGAGCGCCUGGCCCAGCAGUGGCAGCACCAGCAAGGAGAGGCCGGGCAGCUGCAGCUGGCCGUUGAGGGGCUGGAGGAGGAGAAGCGGGCCCUGCGAGUCCAGAUCGCCCAAGUCUUGGAAGACCGGCAGCAGCUGAUGCACCUGAAAAUGUCCCUCAGCCUCGAGGUGGCCACGUACAGGACUCUUUUGGAGGCAGAGAGCACCAGGCUGCAGACGCCGGCAGAGCACAAACUGGCCGUCAGCCUCCAGGAUGGCAAAUGGGAAGCAAGUAGCCGCAUAUGCCAAGCAGCGUCUCUGGAACGAGAGCAUUUGGGAUCCCGAGACCCCAGGCCGAGCGCCAUGGCCUCCUUCAAGAGAGGUGCGGCACCUCAGCUGCCCAAGAACCCCAGUGGCCCCUGCAAGAGUGGAAGCCCCACGGUGCGAGAGUUCCAGGAAGCCAACACCGCCCUCCAGCCCCCGCCCCCAAAGGCUGUUGAGGGGGCGGAGGCCCCAGCUUUCAUUGGCCCAAGGGCUUUCAAGUUAGGCUCCUCCCUGCAGACGGAGGCGGUGGCGGCCACUGUUUCCCAGUCAUUCAUCCAUGAGUCGUCCCCACUUUUUGACUCCAUUAGACCCACAGUUCCAAACGGCCUGGGAGAGCCCGGCUCAAAUUCAGAGCAAAGUCACCUUACAGGAGAAGACGGGGGUGAAGUUUCAGCUGAAACGGAAGCAAAGGAAUUGGGGGAGAAGGAGGUGCUUUAUGCAGAAGAGGAGGAGGAGGAGGAGGAGGAGGAGAAGCAGCCGAGUGAAGAACCACCGUGGAAGGCUCCCGUGCACGACGUGCCUUAUCCCUCCCAGCUGGUCACAGAAGCCUUAGAAACUGCACUGCAGGACGUUCAAGGGGGAGGCGCUCGCUUUGAAGCUGGCUUGCUCGAUGCGGCUGAAGCCCCCAAUGGCAUUCCCUCUGAUGACUCUUCAUCCACGGAAGAGGACAAUGGGACGGCUGCUUCGAGCACAGCCGCGUUAGAGGAGGCCACACCGAAGCGGCACAAAAGCCAAAUGGAAGGCUGUCCCACAGAAGAUCUGCUGGAGGGCGUCAAGGGCUUUGAGGACUCGGGUGAGGCCAGCGCUUGCCAAGAAGUGCGUUCUGAGCAGCAAGAAGAGGCAGAGGUGUCGGCCUCUCCGGACACAGAGCCGUCCUCGCCACGAGAAACAGAAGUGCUAGAGGAAGAGGGAGAUCUUUCCACCCAGAGAAACACAGAGGAAUUUGUAUUUGACAUUCCAGUCGUUGAUGAAACUGACUGUUCCAACAAAACAAGAGCCCCCGAGGUGACUGAGGGGGGCGAUAAGCAGCUCCCAGAUUUCCAGAGCAUCGUUCAGAGGGGCGAGUUGGGAGAGGCUUCCAGGCACAUGGAAUCAGCAGCCCGUCUGGACAAAGAUGCCGCAGCCAUUUCCAAGGACCGCCAGGAGAGCUCAGGGCCUGGUGCAAGCUGUCCAGAAGACCACUCUGGGGCAGACUUGGAGGAGGCUGACGGAGGGGCAGAAGACCUGGAGGUGCUGAGCACAGAAGCCCUUCAUCUCUCUGAGGAUGAGGAAAGGGGAGCAUUUUCAAGCCCUUCCAGGGAGAGUGGAGAAUGCGAUUGCCAGGCAGAAAUGCUGGAAGGCGCCUCUCUGCAGACUGAAGAGUUUGCAACUGAAAUGUUGUCGCCAGGAAGCCACUCCGUUUAUUCUGCAGGAAGGCACCAGGGCUGUCCCUUUCUGGGGGCAGCGCAGGAGCCCUCUGAAGAGGAGACCCCACUUUACAAAACAGGCUCUGCCUUGCCAGAGGAAGAGGGAAACGAGAGGGACCCUGGAGGCCCCGAGGCCUCCGGUGCUGAAGAGGCUGUCUUGAGCGAGGGGCGCCCAACGCAGGCCUUGGCGAGUAAGCCCUGGGCCACGGAGCAGGCAGAUGCCGAGGAGGAGCAGGAGCCGCAGCCAGGUGACCCGGGCCACAGAGAUCUCCUUGAAGGAGAGGACGCUUUGGGCAAGGAAGACACAGUGGAGAAGAAAGAGCUCUUGGGCGGGGAAACGGCCCGCUUGCCAGAGGGGACCUGGGAACAAGCCCCUGCCCUUCGGCAGGAGGAGAAUGUGCAGACGGUUCCGUGGCAGGAAACUUCGGAAGGAGAGCAGAGAGGAGAGGCGUGCCAAGGAGCCCUGCCAGCGGAGGAGAAGGCGGAGGUAGGAGAGAUCCCCGUGGCAGCCCCCGAGAACGGAGUCCUGGAAAGAGAAGGCUUGAGAGCAGCCUCCGGAGCCAUAGAGGCUGAGGAGACUGAGACGGGGGCAGAGGAGGAGGAGGAGGAGAUGGCGGACUGUGUCCCAACGGGGGGCGAUUCGCAGGAGAAAGACAGUCCUGAGGCCCAACAGCUGUUCACGGCGGAUACUCCGCAGGCCGAAGAAGAGCAUCUUACUGCUGAGAGAGAAGAAGCUGACCCAAGCCCGCAUCCCCUGCCAUUCGGACAGAGCCUGCUGCGUGAAUCUGGCCCCGGAGCGCCGGAGGUUCCUUCGGAAGUGCCGGGCGAGACGGCCGGUGAGUGUGAAGCCGAGUCCCACCGUGGCCCACGGGACGUGGACGGCUCUUCAGAGAGUGACCGUCAGAGGCAAAGUGAUGAUUCAGGGUCGGAGGGUCCUCUUGAAUCCUUGGACGUUUCCCCAAACGCAUCCUGUGAAACAGAAAGGAUUGACAAGGAGCUGGGAAGCAGCAGGCAAGUCCAGCUGGAGGAGACUUUGCCUGACAGCACCCCCUUGCAUCUGUAUGAUGAGAAGAUGCCGGCUGUGACGGGGACGGGCCAGCUGCUUCCAGAGAGCCAAGAGGCAGCGGAGACGGCCUCUGCCAGCAAGGAGGGCUCUGCUCCCCUAGAGGCUGCGGCACAAGCAGCGGAGGGAGUGUGUCCAGGCGGUUCCCUGGCAGAGAAUGAUGAAGCUGAGGUUUGGGAGGGUGCCGAUGAGGAAAGCGACGACUACCUCGAACCGGCCCCCAAAGAGGAUGCCCCCGACUCAGAGGAGCCUCCUAUUUCAGAAGAGUUAGAAGAAACAAAGACGGGAACCUCGGAGCUCAGCAGAGAUGGUGAAGACCCUCCGUCAAGGGAAGCUGACGAGCCAAGCAGAGAGGAAUGUUUCCCCCCAGCGGAUGCAGAAUUUGACGAACAGCCUGGAGAAGUCCUGGAACAAGGAAGUGGUGCAAGAGAAGAGCCCGCACGUAGAGAAAUGCUCCAUGAGGGAAACGGCAGGACCGAUGUUGUGUGGGAGGCAGAGAGGGACAACGUCUUCCAAGCAGAGGAGCCUCAUCCCAGCUCCAUCCAGGAAGGGGUCCGUGGGGGGGACGACAGACCUUUCGAACUGAGUGGCCCCAAUAACACAGUGCCUGAGGGGCCCCAUAAGGUUUCUCCUCUGACCAGUGUUGCUGACCUGGGAGAAAUUGUGUUGGAAGAAGAACAGCCGCGUGAUGGCCAGAAGGACGGGGCGGCAUCUGAAGGGCUGGAGUACUAUGAGGACAAAAGUUUGCUGCGAGUCCGUGAAUCCCAGCUGAUCUCUGAUGGAGAAAACUGUGGAGGAGAAGAUCCCAGCCCCCAGGCAGACUUGUCUGAAAUCAGUUCCAGUGGUCAGGAUUUCACAGAUCCUCUACUAAACGCACAAGCAAGGCUUCCCAUAGACAACCUGAAAGACUCCGAGAUCCUGGAGAUUGUAGAACAAGCCCUGGAGUUUAACGAAGAGUUCAUCAAGGCUGCGGAGCAGACGGUGGAGGCCGAGCAGCCGGCAGCCCGUAGUGAUCCCCCCCCUCAUUUCCCAGAGGAAGAGAGUAAUGGCAGCUUUCUUGCAUUACCUGAUGAUGGCAGAUCCCAGGUUUUUGCAGAGACCCCAAAUGCCGCCUCCCCCAGUGCCAGAGACCCACCCGGAUCUGGUUGUCUGUGGGAUGAAGAAGACGGUCCUGGGCAGCAGCAGGAUUCUAGCCUGGCAGAUUUCAGCAGCGAGAUACUGAAUGGCCAGAGGGAGCGUGCGGUGGGCUCUUUCGGAGAAGAACUAGUGGAGGGACUUGCAGCCAGCCCGCACACCCACAGAGAGGGUCUGGGUGGCCCGUCCGCACUGGAGACCACGAACCAGAGUCCAGCCCAGACCCUGGCCAACGAAGAGGCCCCUGGAACUGGAGAGAUCAGUCCUGCAACCCACGAGAAUGUCCCACUGGAGCAAAGCGGGCAGGAGGGGCUGUGUGUUGGCAAGAGCUUAUUUGCUAACAUGGUGCAGUCUACUCACGUGAAAGGAAAGGAUGCAGAGACGGAGACAGUUUCCAUCCCGCCCCAGUUUGGAGAAGAAAUUCUCCGCUUGGAGUCCAGCCAACACUUGAAGUUCCGACCGGAAGAGGAAGAAGAAUUCUGGUCUCCAGAAGACCACUGAGAGUUCUGCUUGGGGCACAUCCUGGCUUCGUUUCUUUUAACCUCACUCUACCCUCCCCAACUUCCCUUCUAUUUGAAAUUUUAAAAUAGGCAGUCAUAUUGACAAUCAGAAACACCGUGUAGACAGAAUAUUUCCCUUUUCAAUACGUCCGUGCUAUGGUAGCCAUUGCAAAAAAAAAAAAUGGAUUAAACAGAGUGUUCAAGGAUAGUGCCUUGUGGGAAAGAGUCGGAUAGACAGCAUCCAGGGCUGGGGCUUGAUCUUUUCCUCCAGGCCACCCGUUCUUUGGCAGAAUCCAGGGCCUGCCUUCUGCAGCUGGCAGUGUUGGGGUGCAUGUGGGCAAAUCUGCCCAUUAGAGCCGUCAGAGCAUUUAGAAGAUAGAAGGGCACAGCUGGUGGCUUUUUUGUGGGUUGGCAAAACAAUGGCACGGCCUGUUUUGGGCCCAGCAGAACGGCUCCAGAGUUGCUUAAGUAUCAGGCGGCCUGGGGGGGCUAGACCAGUGCCCAAGGAGUCCUCCCCCAGGGGUCUUCUCUUCCUGCAUAUGGGGGGGGGGGGGUGUCUGUCCUGAUGCAGCCCUUUCCACGAGCCAGUGGCCUGCAGUAAAUGCAGGAGUGCCGUGUGCCCAUCCGGUUAUGGCCCCUGGAGGGGGAGUCCCAGGUAUCCCAGGGCAGACGAAAGAGCGAAGGAAAAGAGGCCCUGGUUCUCCACCAGGAAAGAAGGGGAAGCUGGAAAGCCGAGGGGAGGAGGGGAGGGCCUGGGGGGAGAGGGGUGGCCUGAGGCCUGGCAGGGG
Messenger RNA from Eublepharis macularius, 5968 nucleotides. It is a transcript of the gene NES, whose product is annotated as nestin. The transcript has 5 exons. NCBI's taxonomy places the organism in Eukaryota, Metazoa, Chordata, Lepidosauria, Squamata, Eublepharidae. Bases 1 to 5181 code for a protein of 1726 amino acids. Gene Ontology annotation, molecular function: intermediate filament binding; CCR5 chemokine receptor binding. The record is from RefSeq and is a predicted model, not a curated record. Gene Ontology annotation, biological process: positive regulation of intermediate filament depolymerization. Gene Ontology annotation, cellular component: intermediate filament.